CAAAUAUAUGCUAAUAGUAGCUUCAAUUAGUUGGUACGUCUAUAAUUGUAUAUGUGCAGCGGCCAGCCUUGUUACAAGUAUAAAUAGACAUCGUUACUACCACAAUUCAACCAUCCUCUUCAGAAUUAAACUCCUUUUGUCAUUAGUAGGUAGCAAACAUAUAUAUAGUUCAACUUUAACCUUGUUGACAUGGCUUUCAAAACUCAGGCCUCAGUUACUCUUUUCCUAUCACUGAAUCUCCUCUUCUUUGUUCUUGUUACUGGAAACCAUUGUGACACUUGCCAUAACAUUGGUGGUGGAGGUUCUGGAAACGGCAGUGGUGCCGGCAAUGGCGGUGGAGCUGGAAAUGGUGGUGGUUCGGGCAAUGGCGGCGGAGGUGGCAAUGGGCAAGGCAGGUGCCCGAGAGAUGCUCUGAAGUUGGGUGUAUGUGCAAAUUUAGUUGGUGGAUUGGUGGGAGCGGUAAUUGGGAGUCCUCCAACGAUGCCAUGCUGCAGCUUGAUCGCGGGGCUAGCGGAUUUAGAGGCGGCAGUUUGCUUGUGCACAGCCAUAAGGGCAAAUGUGCUGGGAAUAAAUCUGAAUGUGCCACUCUCUCUUAGCCUCGUUCUCAACAACUGCGGAAGGAAUCCUCCUACUGGCUUCACUUGUUAAUAUACACUUCUUCUUCCUGCUAAUUAAGUGCAGGGUAUAUCUACUUUUAUCAAAUUAUUUCCCUCUAGUUUGCUAUUGAACAUACUUGCCAAUGGCUAGCUCGGGCAUCAAUUUAAUUUCUAUUUAUGUUUUUGAAAUUGUGCACGAAAAAAUCGUUGAGUUUAUAAAAAGUGAACUUUGCAUAUAUAUGCAGGUUCAUCACUUCAUGUGUUAUUACAUAGUACGUAGUUUUGUACUUGUGUUAUGUGGUCAAUGGUCCAAGUAUGUAGACCUGUUUCCUUUA
Molecule: messenger RNA, 931 nt
Organism: Nicotiana tabacum (common tobacco)
Lineage: Eukaryota; Viridiplantae; Streptophyta; Magnoliopsida; Solanales; Solanaceae
Source: RefSeq, a predicted model, not a curated record